UUUGCUGCUCGUUACUGAAGUUUUGUCACAAAGUCUGGAGAGAGAACGUCUUUAACAGGUGCGAUACAGACCAUGACACCGUAUGUCAGUACGCUCCCGAGGUGGUCUGAGUUACAGACAUUACUACUGGUCAUCUGCUGUGUGGUCAAUGAUGGUCAAUCUGUGGAAGUUUCCACGACCCUCGGUCCGAUCCGAGGGUUCAGCACGGCCCUGGGUGACGGUACCGUCCUGAACACCUUCCUCGGCGUGCCCUUCGCAGCUCCCCCGACAGGAGACCUCAGGUUCCGCCCUCCUCAGCCGCAAGAGCCCUGGACAGACAUCUUUGACGCUACAAGGUUCGGCCCGGCGUGUCUGCAGUUCCCCAGGGCGGCAACAACAGCACUGCAUGCUUAUGACCCCGGUCUGGACGGCGUCAGUAUUUCUGAAGACUGCCUGAACUUGAACGUGUAUGCUCCCAAGGUGUCAGACGGUGACCCUUUGCUUCCCGCCAUGCUCUACAUCUAUGGCGGUGCUUACCUUUUCGGAGCCAACAAGAUGUAUGACGGAAGUUUUCUGGCACAGAAAGGAGUCAUCGUCGUUAUCCCCAACUAUCGCCUCGGCACUCUAGGAUUUUUCAGCACCGGAGAUUCUAGUGCCCCAGGGAACUAUGGGAUGUUGGACCAACUCGAGGUUAUGAAAUGGGUUCGUGACAACAUCCGGGCAUUUGGAGGUAACCCCGAUCGUGUGACCAUAUUUGGUCAAAGUUCGGGGGCAGCGAGUGCAUCUCUACACCUGUUAUCUCCGCUCAGUAGAGACUAUUUUCAUCAGGUUAUUCUACAGAGCGGCGCCUCGACCAGUCCCUGGGCCGUCCUACUGCCGGAGUAUGAACCUCAGAAGUACACAGACGAGCUGGCCAGACAGACGGGCUGUAGUACGCAGUCAGCUCAGAAGUUAGUUGGCUGUCUAAGAGAGAAGACUGCUGAAGAGGUUUCCCAUGCAGAUGUUGGCAAGCCGUACCCGAUGUUGUCUUCUGCCUGGGCGCCUGUAGUGGACGGUCCCGGUGGCUUCCUGCCCGCCCGCCCGCGGGACUUACUGGCCAUGGGACGGUUCACCGAGGUCCGCCUCAUGGCGGGCUGCACUACGGACGAGCGCGCCAGAGACCUGGCAAACAUUCCUGGAGUAGAGAACGGAGUAAGUAGAGACCGCUUUGUUGACGACCUGGCCGAGUUUGUGCGAAGAUUCCCGACAAACAGCGACUUCAUUUCCGACGCACUUCUUCAUGGCUACACGGACUAUGAGUCCAUCGACGAUCCUAUAAUAACCAGAGACAACUACAUACAGCUCCUGUCUGACUAUCGGUACAUCGCGCCGGUGGAGGAGGUGUUACUGAAGAUGUCGGCAGGGGGCGUUUCAACCUACAAGUACAGCUUCGGUUAUCAACCCAACCCGGACAGAUGGCCGUCAUGGCGAGGAGUGCCCCAUGCGGCAGAACUCCGCUUUCUGUUCAACAUAACGUCUCAGUUUGUGGACGGCGCGCCCACAGCGGCUGACAUGGACAUGCAGGACAAGAUGGUCACACUGUGGACCAACUUCGCCAAGACAGGAAAUCCAACACCAUCUCCUGUCGAUGGAGUCACGUGGCAGCCGUUCACCAAUGAGACAAGAGCCCAUCUGAUGAUUGACAGGCCGCUGUCGAAUGGGCGGUUCCUCCAGACCAGGCGCAUGGAACUCUGGGACAACGUCAUCAAGAAAAUGGCGGAAACGGACACCUGUGAGAAGGACGGAGUGACCAGUAACGGACACACGGUUCCCACCGCUGUGGCCAUGGUUCUCAUGGCAUCUCUAAUUACAGUCAAACUUGUUUAAGACGCCCACCUAGGGCAGGGGACCAAGGGAAACUGGUCCUCUUAUACAGAAAGCAUGGUGGCAACAUUGCAGCAAUAUUUCCACCCAUUUUACAAUAUAUUGCCUCAUUGAACCAAAAUGACCCAUUUUUCAUUGCGCAAAGAGUGUCUAAUGCUGUCAAAGACAAUUGCAAACUGUCCUAUUCCAGCAAGUUUCGCCCCAACACUUGAAAAUGACGCGAUAAUGUCAUAGGCAGAGAUUGGGUCAUGUACAGUUCUAAAUCUCGGUCGUGUUUGUCAAGUGGUUGGCUCAGUCAGGCAAGUCUCUUGAUGCUUACUAGUAACUCUAUGGGUAAGAAUUAUGACCAGAAACUAGGAGGGCUUAUAGAGGUGGUUUGUGCAAUAUUAUUCGAGGCCCGUAUUCUUUCUGUUUUAUGUUAUUUGCCCUUAAAUGUGAUUGUAUAGUUUGAAAUUACAAUGUUUUAACACUUUUAACUUAAAAGUCAUAUUUUGACAUACCGAUUAAAGGUUUUGACUGCUUA
This is a messenger RNA of Branchiostoma belcheri (Belcher's lancelet), 2365 nucleotides long. Its product is annotated as neuroligin-1-like. Gene Ontology annotation, molecular function: neurexin family protein binding; signaling receptor activity. Bases 73 to 1845 code for a protein of 590 amino acids. Gene Ontology annotation, cellular component: cell surface; synapse. The record is from RefSeq and is a predicted model, not a curated record. Gene Ontology annotation, biological process: neuron cell-cell adhesion; presynaptic membrane assembly; modulation of chemical synaptic transmission. NCBI's taxonomy places the organism in Eukaryota, Metazoa, Chordata, Leptocardii, Amphioxiformes, Branchiostomatidae. The transcript is spliced from 10 exons.